Adineta steineri is the source of this 4032-nucleotide messenger RNA. The record is from the annotation of a GenBank genome assembly. Lineage: Eukaryota; Metazoa; Rotifera; Eurotatoria; Adinetida; Adinetidae.
AUGAGCGACGAACAACCAUUAUUAAACAAAUCAAAACAUUUUUCUGUUCAUUAUGAUGAUAAUGCUAAAAGUACUAAAAAUCUAGCAAGUGAUACUCUUUAUGAUUGGCGACGAUGUUUUCGUGGUCCGAAGAGUGUCGACGAGGAUUAUAAGAAAUUAGACAAUGAAGAUGAAGAUGGAACAUAUCAUCGCAAGGAGACAUCAGUUAAUAUUUUAGAAUUAUUUCGAUUUGCGGAUGGGAUCGAUUAUAUUCUCAUGACUAUCUGUGUGAUUCUUAUACUUAUACACACAUCAUGCUUUCUAGUAAGUCUGGUCCUUUUUGGUCGAGUUACUGGGAUGUUUGCUACUCAUUCAUUUACUGUUAGUUGCGAACAACAAUAUAUAGAUACACUUGGAUUUAAUCAAAACCAAAGUGGAUGUCCUUUAGGUAUUACUCUCAAUUCUCAGAAUUAUGAUCGGUUUUUUAAAUUGUGUCAUCCGCAAUCAACCACAAGUCUAACACCAAUAAUUGCUCUAUCAGAUUCUGAAUUUCGAGCAAAUGUUAUGCAUAUUAUUAAGAUGUUAUUUCUUGUCGGUAUUAUUGCAUUUCUAUGUAGUUCACUUGAAAAUUUUAUAUGGACGAUUUCUGUUAAGCGACAAACAUCUCGUAUGAGUGUUUUACUUUUUCGAUCACUUAUUCAACGUAAUGUGAGCUAUUUGGAUAUGAAUCCAGCUAGUCAAUUUAAUUCAAAAUUAUUUGCUAAUAUUGAUAAGAUCGAAAUGGGUAUUAGUUUUGAAUUUUUGGCAUUAGCUGCAAUUAUAUUUGUUAUGAUUGGUAGUGUCAUCACAUCUUUUAUAGUUAACUGGAAAUUAACUCUGAUUUUAUUUUGUCUUAAUCCAUUUGUUGUUUGCGCCUCAUUAAUAUUUUCUAGGCUUAUGGCUAGUGAAGCAAUCAAUGAAUUAAGAACAUAUUCAAAAGCUGGACAAAUCGUUCAAGAAGUGUUUAGUUCAUUACGAACGGUUCAUUCACUCAAUGGAAGUAAAUUUGAACAAAAACGAUACGAAAAAGAAUUGAGUCCAACUCGUUGGAGUAAUAUACGCAAAGGUGCUUUACUUGGUGUAUUUGUUGGUUGGUUAUCUCUUGUGAAUUAUAUAGUUUAUGCAGUUGGUUUCAUUUUUGGUUCUCUACUUAUGUCUUAUGGUGGAUAUAAGCAUAAUAUAUCUAUUAGUGAUAUUCUUGUUUGUGUUUCUAUAUCUGCACAAUGUAUAAGUUUUUUUAGCAAGACUGGCCCAUUUUUCCAAUCAGUUUCAGAAGCUCAAGGUGCAGCUGGACCUGUAUUUCGACUUAUUGAUGAGGAACAAGAUCCACAAAUAAAUGAAUUAGAUCUAAUGAAAGAUACUUCAUUAACUCCAGAUUCGACUAUAAUUGGUGAUGUUGCAUUUGAGAAUGUCAGCUUUAUGUAUCCAUCUCGAGACACAACACCCGUUUUACGUAAUAUCAAUCUAGUUGCACGUGCCAAUGAAACAACGGCUCUUGUUGGUUCAAGUGGUUGUGGAAAAAGUACAUGUAUAUCACUUCUUCUUCGUUACUAUGAACCUUUAUUAGGUCGAGUUACGAUUAAUGGUAGACCAAUUACAGAUUUUAAUAUCAAACAAUUUCGACAAAAUAUUGGAAUUGUUAGUCAAGAACCUAUAUUGUUUGGAAUGAAUAUUUAUGAAAAUAUUCGUCUUGGUAAAUUAAAUGCAACACGUGCUGAAAUUGAAGAAGCAGCACAACAAGCUAAUGCACAUAAUUUCAUUAUGAAAUUACCAAAUAAAUAUGAAACACUUGUUGGUGAACGUGGUGUGCAAUUGAGUGGUGGUGAAAAACAACGUAUUGCAUUAGCACGUGCACUUGUUAAACAACCCAGCAUUCUUUUGUUAGAUGAAGCAACAAGUGCGCUUGAUAAUGUUAGUGAAAAAAUUGUGCAAGAAGCACUUGAUCGAGCAUGUAAAAAUCGCACAACUAUCAUUGUCGCUCAUCGUUUAACUACUAUUCAAAAUGCUGAUAAAAUAUAUGUAUUAGAUAAAGGAAAUGUUAUUGAAGAAGGUACACAUGAAACAUUAAUGACAAAAGAAAAUGGUAGAUAUCGAACAUUAGUUAAAAGUCAACAAUCAGAAGGUGUAAUUAAUGAUACUGAUCAAAUAUCUAUGGCAACCGCAGUUGCUGAAGAUGAAAAACAAAGGAUGGAACGUGUUCGUGCAUUUAGUGAAGUUGAAGCUAUUGAUAUCAAGAGAAAACGUUCAAUAUCAUUAGAUAAACGAUCUUCUUUUAUCAGAUUAAUGUUCAUAAAUAAAACUGAAUGGAUCAAUAUUGUAAUCGGUUGUAUAGCAUGUAUAAUAGGAGCAUUAUGUCUACCAGUGUUCGCUAUUCUACUUGCGAAAAUAAUCAAUGCAUUUAAAGAUUGUAAUAAUGUUAAUUCACAUCGUCAAGUGUUUAUCUCAUGUAUUUUCUUUAUAUUAUUGGGUCUUUUUAUAUUGAUGAUUCGUUUCGUUCAAUAUACGGCUUUUGCUAUAUCAGGAUCGAAAUUAACACAACGUAUUCGUGCAAAAGCAUUUAAAUGUCUUCUUCGUCAAGAGGUUGCUUAUUUUGAUCGACUUGAAAAUACUUCUGGUGCUAUUAGUUCUCGUCUGUCCACUGAAGCCGCAACUAUUCAAGAGUUAACUGGAACAAGAUUAGGUAUUUUAUGUGAAGCUUUAGCAUUAGCUUUAUUUGGUUUAUUAUUUGGUGUUAUCUUCAAUCCACAAUUAACAAUGGUUGUCUUUCCUUUUUUUCUUUUUCCAAGUCUUAUUGCUAUUGCUAAAAUACAAUUGAGUAGAUGGUUAAGAAGAACACUCAAUCUUAUUAUUGAACGAUCAAGCACACUUUCUGUUGAAGUUCUUCAUAAUAUACGUACAGUGAAACAAUUAUCAAUAGAAGAUGAAGUUUUUCGACGAUAUUCUCAAGAUCGAUCUGACAUAAUGACGCUAUUUUGGCAACCUACAAUAUUGUCUGCAGCAAUGUUUGGCUUAUUUUCGGCAAUAGAUCCAUUAAUUAUAGCUUGUUUAUAUUGGCGUGCACUUGUUCUAGUUGAACAUCAUCAACUAGAUCCAAACAAAAUUAUAAUAGUUUUUGCAUUUGCUACGUUUGCAUUAAAAUCACUAAAAAUUGUUGGAAUGCUUGCUGAACGUCUUGGAUUUUCAAUGUCUGCUGCUGAUACGUUCUUUGAAUUAUUUGAUCGAACACCAGAGAUUGACAAUAUAUCUACUAAAGGAAAAGAAUUGUCUAACUUUCGUGGUGAUAUUGAAUUCGAAGAAGUUAAAUUUGUCUAUCCAACUCGACCAACAACUCUUGUUCUUAAUAAACUUCGAUUAUCGGCUAAAUCAGGUCAACGUGUGGCACUUGUUGGUAGCUCGGGAUGUGGAAAAUCAACAACUAUUCAAUUGUUAGAACGAUUCUAUGAUUCUUCACAAGGUCGAGUGUUACUUGAUGGUGUUGAUAUUCGAGAAUUAAAUCUUCAAUGGCUUCGUUCACGUAUUGGUCUUGUUAGUCAAGAACCAAUUUUAUUUGAUUUAACAAUUGCUGAAAAUAUAACAUAUGGAUUAGAAAAUAUUCCAAUGUCAGAGAUUAUUGAUGCAGCAAUUAAAGCUAAUAUUCAUCAGUUUAUUAAUCAAUUGCCUCAGGCUUAUGAUACCAGAGUAGGAAUGAAAGGUAGUUUUCUAUCGGGUGGUGAAAAACAACGUAUUGCUAUUGCUCGAGUUCUUCUUCGUCGACCGAAAAUCUUGUUACUAGAUGAAGCUACAAGUGCUAUGGAUUCGUACAAUGAACAAAUUGUUCAACAAGCACUUGAACAAGCUGAAAUAGAAGAUCCUACUCGAACAUCACUUAUUAUUGCACAUCGUUUAUCGACUAUUCGUUCAUGUGAUUUAAUUUGUGUAUUUGAAAGAGGACGUAUUGUAGAAAGCGGCACACAUACAGAUUUAGUACGGCAACGUGGAAUUUACUAUGGUCUAUUGUCUCAAACUAGUGCAUAA